Molecule: messenger RNA, 2073 nt
Organism: Neolamprologus brichardi
Lineage: Eukaryota; Metazoa; Chordata; Actinopteri; Cichliformes; Cichlidae
Gene: irf8
Product: interferon regulatory factor 8
Biological process (GO): regulation of transcription by RNA polymerase II; immune system process
Cellular component (GO): nucleus
Molecular function (GO): DNA-binding transcription factor activity, RNA polymerase II-specific; RNA polymerase II cis-regulatory region sequence-specific DNA binding; protein binding
Source: RefSeq, a predicted model, not a curated record
CAAAAAAGUUUAAAGGCAUGCGUUUCGGAGAGCUCACUUGAUUAAAUCUGACAGUGCGCAUUCUAUCAAGAUCACAACCCCGUGCCAAGAGCUUAUCUACCUGUCAAUCUAUAUAAGCGCGCCAUCUAAAAAGAGAGUUUCCACCAUCAAGAUGUCAAACACGGGAGGUCGGCGACUAAAGCAGUGGCUGAUGGAGCAGAUCCAAAGUGCGCAGUAUUCUGGACUCCUGUGGGAGGAUGAAAGCCGCACUAUGUUCCGAAUUCCAUGGAAACACGCAGGAAAACAGGAUUACAACCAAGAAAUAGACGCAUCCAUUUUUAAGGCCUGGGCUGUGUUUAAAGGCAAGUAUAAGGAGGGGGACAAGGCUGAGCCUGCAACAUGGAAGACCAGACUUCGCUGCGCCCUGAAUAAAAGCCCUGACUUCGAGGAGGUGACUGAGAGGUCACAGCUUGAUAUUUCUGAGCCUUAUAAAGUGUACCGCAUUGUUCCAGAAGAAGAGCAAAAACACGGCAAAAGUUCAGUGAUGGCUGUGACAGCUACCACCAGCUCUGGUGAGAUCACAGAUAUGGACUGCAACCCCGAGCUAGAAGAGCUCAUUAAAGAGGAGGAAAGCUGUAGCAUCCAAGCCAGUCCAGAAUAUUGGUCCCAGGGCAGUGUCAAUGCUUUCCCACUGCAUCAGGAACCUUUGCCAUCGAGCAGUCUCAGUUCAGCCCUCUGCCAAAUGAUGAUCAGUUUUUACUAUGGAGGAAAGCUGAUGCACUCCACACUGGUGACUCAUCCUGAAGGAUGCCGAAUCUCUCCGCAACAUCCCCUGGGUCGGGGUGCCCUCUACAGUUCAGACAGCAUGCAGAGUGUUUAUUUCCCCCCUGCUGAACUCAUUGAGUUUGAACGGCAGCGAUAUGUCACGCGCAAGCUUCUGGGCCACCUGGAGAGAGGUGUAUUGGUCCGUGCAAACCAAGACGGCAUCUACAUCAAAAGGCUGUGCCAGAGCCGUGUCUUCUGGAGCGGAUUGGGAGAUGUGGGCUCGCAAUAUGGCUCAAUGCCUGGCAAACUCGACAGGGAUGCUGUUGUCAAGAUCUUUGAUACAGCAAGGUUUCUUCAAGCUCUACAGCUGUACCAGGAGGGUCAGAUUCCUGCUCCUGAUCCAACAGUGACUCUGUGUUUUGGAGAAGAGUUGCAUGAUCACAACAGUGCCAAAAACAAACUGAUCAUCGUCCAGAUCACUUCAGUGAACUGCCAGCACGUGCUUGAGACAAUGAACAUGCGUCGUGCCCAGCCUUAUUGCAACAACCCAAACCUAGAGAUGUCUGAUGAUGCGGCCACUGACCAGAUGGCUCGCAUCUACCAGGAUCUGUGCAGCUACAGUGCUCCUCAAAGGACAACUUACAGGGACAACAUGCCAAUCACUGCCUAAGAUGUGAGCAGUAAUACCUGACAAGAGCUCUUCAGCUUGCUCUAAACUGAAUACAGAACAUAAGAAGAACAUUCUUUGCUUUUCUAACACACGCUGGCGAGCCAAACGUGAAAGAGCACAUUUCUUCUUUGACUGUAAGACUUUAAAGCUGAAGCUCCAUAUUAGAAAGUCGACAAAUUUUUCUAUACAAGUAAUGUUUACUUUUGUGUAAAUACAGGGCAUAACUCUGCCUAACGUCUGAUUUAUUUUUGUAAGAUGUUUUUAUUAUCCAACUCAAGAGAACAGGUAGCAUAUUCAUGCAUGUUCAAAUACUGUAUUUCCUACAACUCAAGUCUUUAUAGAUACGAAUCUUUCGUAUCUAUAAAGAUUUCUAUUCAAAGUCUUUUUGCAAAAUGGCAGCAGUUUGAUAUAAAAAAGCAAUUUAGUUUGACAAAACUGAAUUUUAUUUUUGGUAUUCUAUCUUUUUCGUACUUUUUGAGUUUCUUUCUUGUUUGACAACCAGCUGAAUAAACAAUCAAAUUUUAUCAAGUGUUGAGCUGAUAAAAGUUGCAUAAAGUUUUAGAUGCAAAGUGGCAUUUAAUGAAAGAUAGGUUUUACUAUCAGACUUUUUAAAUGAUAGAUCUUUAGUUCAACCUUUUGUAGACUGUGUUUCAAAUAAA